AUGUCUUGCUCCUCCGAUGCCUUCUUCCGCUGUGCAUAUGGUGCCUGUGUUGAUGCGAAUGCAGCUUGUGACGGUACCAUCCAGUGUGAAGGUGAUGGCUCAGAUGAAGCCCCUGAGCUGUGUGGAACAUCUCCAGCCCUCAAGUGCACACUUCCACUCAAACACAAAAAUGGUGGCUACAAAGUGCUUGGCUGUGACUCCCAAUUUUGUGGGUUUGCACCAGGAGCACAAGUACCUUCUGGCACACAGCUGGAGUUCUUCUGUGAUGAAGGAUAUCAUAUAAGUGGGCCCAAUGAUUCCUAUUGCCUCGAUGAGGCCUUUACUCCGCCGCCACCUGUUUGUGAGAAGAAUAGGGAAUAUUCUACCUCUGCCACAUUAAAUUAUGGAAAGUGUCCUAGUCUUGCAUCAGAAUCAAUUUAUGCUGAAUGUUUCUAUGGUGAAUCGAGGUUCACUUGUGACAAUGCAGUUCUCCCUGGAACAAGAGCAGUUGUGGAUUGCAAGUUGUAUUAUACAUCAGCAAGUAGACUAAAACAGAAUCUGACAUGUGGACAUGAUGGUCAGUGGAAUAGUGAAGUCAAGAAAUGCAAUCCAGCAUGUGGAAAGGUCCGACCUCAACACAUCCCUCUUCUAGCUGGUGGUGAAGUUGUACAACGCAAAGAAUUUCCAUGGCAUGUGGCAAUAUAUAGAAAUAUGGAAAAUAUUUACAAAUACAUUUGUGGUGGUUCUUUGAUUUCUCUUAAAUAUGUACUAUCAUCUGCUAUUUGCUUCUGGGACAAUGCAAAGGGUGUGAAAUAUCCCGAGGAACUUUUCAGAGUAAUAGCAGGAAAAUAUCACAGUAGCUACACCACUAAAGAUCCUGGCCAACAAGAACGAGCAGUAAGGGACAUUGAUAUCCCUGAUAGUUUUCAUGGGUCGUCAACGGCAUUCCGUGAUGACAUAGCAGUACUGACAGUGGACUUCCCAUUUCAGCUAACAGAGAUGAUUAGUCCUGUGUGUGUGGACUGGGAUGAUGUUUACUAUGUUGGACCAGGUGAUAAGGGACAUGUUGCAGGCUGGGGUGUGACAGAAACUGGAGAACCAAGUGAAGAACUGCUUUAUGCAGAAUUUCCUGUAAUUGAGUAUAAUGAAUGUCUCCAGACAAUUAAACCAAACUUCCGUAUCUACUUUGGACGUGAUAAGAUCUGUGCUGGAUACAGGAAUGGGACAACUGCAUGUAAUGGAGACAGUGGUGGAGGGCUCACCUUCAUACAUGAACUCAAUCCCUUAUCGCCUUCAAGUAAGCUUUAUUUCGUGCAGGGAAUUGUUAGUGUAAGUGGAGGUCACAGUCGACCUGGUGCUUGUAACCUAAAAGACUAUGUUGCAUUUACAAAAGUAUCAGAAUUUAGUAGUUUUCUUAACAAAUACAGAGAAUAA
Schistocerca cancellata (South American locust) is the source of this 1413-nucleotide messenger RNA. Its product is annotated as modular serine protease-like. Gene Ontology annotation, molecular function: serine-type endopeptidase activity; protein binding. The transcript is spliced from 8 exons. Lineage: Eukaryota; Metazoa; Arthropoda; Insecta; Orthoptera; Acrididae. Gene Ontology annotation, biological process: proteolysis. The record is from RefSeq and is a predicted model, not a curated record. The coding region runs from base 1 to 1413 and encodes 470 amino acids.